UAAAAUACGGAAAUAAGGAAAAUAUUUACCCCUCUUUCUCAUAGUUUCUAGUCACAACUCAAACUUUCCAGAGAAUUAGGGUUUCUUCCCUUUUCUCCCUAAAAAAUUCACUCUGCUCGACAAACUCAACUUGCUAUUCCUCCGAUUAGGUCAUGGAGGAUAAUGAAGGUGGGGAUGGAGUUGGUGGAGAGCCAAUCGAGCAGUUUCACAGGAAUGAAGCGAUCUCCGCUGUUGCUGAUGAUGGAUUCAUGGUUGAGGAGGAUGACGAUUACGAAGAUCUCUACAAUGAUGUUAAUGUUGGUGAGAAUUUUCUUCAAUCUUUUAGAAAGAAUGAGGAUUUAGUAUCUAGGAAUGAUGAGGUAGAGAGGAAGCCUGAGCAGCCUGCCCUUCCCGCGCCACCACCGGUGGUGGCAGCACCGCAAGUGGUGGAUGAGAGCGGGCGUGGCGAUUUUCAGGGUGUGGGUGGGGAGAGGAAUCCUGUAAAAGAGGAGGAUGUAGUGUCUGGGAUUUCUGCUAGAGCGUCAGUAGGUGCAGCUGUGUCUGGGCCUUCUGCUGGUGGUGGGUUUAGGGUUGAGUUAAGUCACCCGUCAAGUAAGAUGGGUGAUUUAGCAGAACGGAUGGUGAAUAGUAAUGUUCCGCAUCAGGUGAUGGCUCAACAGCCUCAUGCUGGUGGUGUUGCAGUAGCUGCUGGAAAUUUGGGUAAUGUUGGAAAUAUGGGGAAUGAUAAUUUGAUAAGGCAAGGAGGGGUUAAUAUGAACGGGGCGGGUAAUAUUGUUGCUGGAGUUGGGGUCGCUAGUGGUGGAGGAGGAGGUGGUGGUGGCGGUGGUGCGACAAUUCUUUUUGUUGGUGAUCUGCAUUGGUGGACCACAGAUGCUGAGCUGGAAACUGAGUUGAGCAAGUAUGGACACGUGAAGGAGGUGAAAUUUUUUGAAGAAAAAGCUAGUGGGAAGUCUAAAGGAUAUUGCCAGGUUGAGUUUCAUGAUUCCUCAGCUGCCACAGCUUGCAAGGAAGGUAUGAAUGGACACAUGUUCAAUGGGCGGCCAUGUGUGGUUGCCUUUGCAUCAUCACCGUAUAAUGUGAAGAGGAUGGGUGAGGCUCAGGUGAAUCGAAAUCAACAGGUGGCUCAAACUGCUGUUCCCCAAGCAAGGCGGGGGCCUGGUGAAGCUGCUGGUAAAAUUGGAAAUAACAACACUCCUACUGGUGGCAAUUAUCAAGGUGGUGGUGGUGGUGGGGAUGGCAACAGGGGGGGUUAUGGUAGAGGAAGUUGGGGUAGAGGAGGUCCUCAAGCUAUGGGAAAUCGGGGGCCUGUGGGUCCUAUGAGAAACAGGCCUGGUGGGAUUGCAGGAAGGGGUAUGAUGGGUAACGGUGGAGGUGGAUUUGGACAAGGUAUGGGUGGUGCACCUCCUAUUAUGCAUCCUCAAACAAUGAUGGGUCAAGGCUUUGAUCCUGCUUUUGGAGGGCCUAUGGGGAGAAUGGGUGGUUAUGGAGGAUUUCCUGGUGGUCCAGCUCCACCAUUUCCUGGUAUGUUGUCAUCUUUUCCACCUGUUGGAGGAGUUGGGAUGCCUGGAGUAGCUCCACAUGUAAAUCCUGCAUUCUUUGGUAGAGGAAUGCCAAUGAAUGGUAUGGGAAUGAUGCCAGGCGCUGGUAUGGAAGGGCCUAACAUGGGGAUGUGGUCAGAACCUAAUGCGGGUGGAUGGGCUGGUGACGAGCAUGGUGGUAGAGCAGGAGAGUCAAGUUAUGCAGAAGAAGCUGGGUCUGAUCAUCAGUAUGGAGAAACAACUCACGAUAGAGGGGCUUGGCCAAAUAAUGUGAAAGAGAAAGAUAGAGGAUCAGAGCGUGAUUGGUCUGGUUCUACAGAGAGAAAACAUCGAGAAGGCAGAGAACCUUCCUAUGAUAGAGACAUGGCUCGUGAAAAGGAUCGGGGGCAUGACCAGGAUUGGCCAGAGAAAAGAUACCGUGAUGAUAGAGAUGUCGCACGUGACAGAGAGAGGGACCGGGAUCAUGAACGUUCUAGAGAACGAGUGCGCGAUCGUGAGAGGGAUCGAGAUCGUGAUCGUCAUAGGGAUGAUAGAGAUAGAUAUGCUGAUCAUCAUAGGUACAAGGACCGUGAGCAAGAAUAUGAUGAUGAAGACAGAGGAAGAUCAUCAAGGGGACACAGUAAAUCACGAUUAUCACAUGAGGAAGACCAUCGAUCAAGAUCAAGGGAUGCUGAUUAUGGAAAGAGGCGGCGUAUAACUUCUGAGUGAUCUGUGGCCUUGGCUGCUUAUUUUCAAGGGUACUUCACAAUGAGAUCGAUUAGUAGCUAAUCUACUGAGGGUUUGCCGUGUGUAUUCAGGCUUUCUACUGGGAGGCUUCCUUUACUUCCUGCUUUCAUCAAACAGUUGCUCUCUGAAAUGUUCUGUCGCACACAUGUUUAUGCUCUUUUCCUGUUUAAGGAGCACUGGUCUCUCAGCACUAAGAAGAGGAUGUUCUUUGUCUGAAGGGCCUUCUCAAGCAUGAUGUGCUAGUUGGGAGGGGACUACUAUUAUUUAUGUGGAACUUAAAUGUUACCAAAGUUUUCACUGUUUGAUGCUGGUCUUUCAUGGAAAGCGUUCCUUAUGACUUGCUGUGUAAUUCUAUAUGCUAAAGCCGAGGCAUUUUUUGUUUUUUUUGAAUUCUGGUGUAAAGAGAACUAUAUAGAGGAUACUGAAUCACUUAUAGAUUUUUUUUUUUGAUUCCUUGUAAUCUAGAAGAUAUUUUAUGUUUUGUAAAUAUUUGACUGCCAGUACCAUCUUGGUACUGAAGAAUACACUGCUAUCUAAUUAAAAAAAUUAUAACAACAACAACAUAGCCAAUGUCAUCCCACAAGUGGGGUUUGGGAAGGAUUGGAUGUACACAAAUCGUACCCCUACCUUUGUGGGGUAGAGCUGCUGAAAAAAGAUGAUUAUUAGGACCCGUUUGACUAUGAAACUUGUGAGUUUAGAAAAAAGUAGUUUUUGCUUUCAAAGUGAAAAAUGGUAUUUGGAAAUUGGAGUGGUGUUUGGCCAUGAAUACAAAUUGGAGUUGUUUGUGAAUUUGGUGUUUUCAAAUUUGGAUUUUUUUUGGAAUUAAGUUGCAUUCCGGAGCUUUAUGGCCUAACA
Molecule: messenger RNA, 3119 nt
Organism: Solanum stenotomum
Lineage: Eukaryota; Viridiplantae; Streptophyta; Magnoliopsida; Solanales; Solanaceae
Exons: 3
Coding region: 153-2246 (697 amino acids)
Biological process (GO): mRNA alternative polyadenylation
Cellular component (GO): mRNA cleavage and polyadenylation specificity factor complex
Molecular function (GO): mRNA binding
Source: RefSeq, a predicted model, not a curated record